Molecule: messenger RNA, 1722 nt
Organism: Microstroma glucosiphilum
Lineage: Eukaryota; Fungi; Basidiomycota; Exobasidiomycetes; Microstromatales; Microstromataceae
Product: alpha/beta-hydrolase
Exons: 3
Coding region: 299-1519 (406 amino acids)
Molecular function (GO): catalytic activity
Source: RefSeq, a predicted model, not a curated record
GUUUGCUCCCUGGUUGCUGGCCUGGCCCUCUUUCGCGCACGCAUCGGGCUGCAGCCUGUCUUGGCUCCUUGCCUGCCUGCCUGCCUGCCUCGCUUCCUUCCGCUUCCGUUUCCGUUUCCUGUUCCGUUGACCGGGCUUUCGCUUUCAACGUCCGCCGGAGAUGCACCAGCUCCUCCCGUCCGGCACAUCGGCUCCACUUGAAGCUCACCCGUACAAGUCCCUCACACGACAGGACCCUAGAUGUUCACCUCCGGACAUCAUAAGCUAUACUCACUACGCGCUCCUCCCUUUUCUCACAAUGACGGCAAACUAUCAAUUCCCCUCGUACGACUCCCUACCACCGGGCGCAGUCUAUAGUGGCGCUCCCUCCAACUAUGGACAAACGCACAUCUCCUCGAUCAUCUCCACCGACCCUUCAGGGAUCCCAGCCUCCUCCAAUGACCCCACAAGCGACUCGUCCCCACCAGGAGAUCGCGGUCUCACCGUCUUCUCUCCAGACACUUUCAGUAAAGGUGGAAUGCUCCGCGUGGCGAAAGACCGCAUUACAAAAGGAGCCGUAGCCGAUCCAUCUCUGGACGCAGCAGCAAAGGGCGCUCGGCCGCCUGAUCGCUCCCAACCGGGCUUCCAAGUCUGGUACGAAGUGCACGGCGAUGGACCCGUGAAAGUACUCUUCGUCAUGGGUCUCAACAAUUCUGCUUUUGGCUGGCUGAAUCAGGUGGAGCAUUUCGCAAAGGACCCACGCUACUCCUUGCUCGUACUUGACAACAGGGGGUACGGGAACAGCGAGACGCCGCGGGAGAUGAAGAAGUACUCUACCAGUGAGAUGGCAAAGGACGUGGUAGAAAUCUGCGAUCAUCUCGAGUGGAAAGACAAGAAGCAGUUGAAUGUGGUGGGAGUCAGCAUGGGAGGGAUGAUCGCGCUAGAGCUGGCGAAGGCUAUACCCGAGCGCAUAUCGUCCCUCUCCCUCCUCUCCACCACAUCUGGCCGUGCAGGCUUCUCGGGUGAAAAGAGUCUCAAAACCGCUCUUCCCCCUUGGGCAGGCGUGGCGACCAUUACCCGUCUAAUGGCAGGCAAGAUGCUCGGUAUCGACCCACCAGAAUACCCAAUCCAGAGACUCGUAGAGACACUCUUUCCCGCAAAGUGGCUGGGAGAGGAGAGUAAAGUCGUCCCGGGAAAGAAGAAUGGAGAGGUAGCUUUUGACUUCUUCCUCUGGCGCUUCCACUUCACCCGUCGUCAAUCCCCCGCCGGUUCCUUUGGCCAAGUGCGAGCUGCCACCUCACAUCGCGUCACCAACGUCGCCCUGCAGCGCAUUGCCUCUUCCAUCUCCUCCAUCCUGAUCGUCACAGGGGACUGGGACCAAUUGGUCAACCCGGGGAACUCUUACCAUUUGAAAGAGAAUCUACCCGGAGCGGAAUUUAGGCUGUUUGAAGGGUGUGGACAUGCGAUUCAGGCGCAGGAGCCGGAGAGGUUGAAUGCGGAGUUGGAGGAGUGCUUUAAGAAAGGAGAAGGAUGGAAGUAGAGUGGGAAGAGUGUAGAGUUAGAGAUGAUAGACGGCAAUGGUAAUGAUUGCCAUGCGCAUAUGCAUUGAUUCAUUCUGCAAACCCUUUGCCAGGCUGCAGGUAGCUUGCCGAAAGUGAACUUUCUGACUCACUCAAGCCUCAUCCUUCCUCUCCUCUGGCUUACGAAAUCUAAAAAAGCACACCACUCCCCUCAAGUAGACGU